GAGUGACCACCACUGGCUCAUACAGGGCGAUGAGCUGAAGCUGAGACAUCCUGUCGGCGAGGGCUUCUUCGGAGCCGUGUACAAAGCCUCGCUGACGAGGGACCACGGCGACACCGAAACGGUCGCCGCAAAGGCUCUUAACCCCGACGCCGGGGCUCUCGCUCUGGCUGAUUUCGAGCAGGAGAUCGAGCUCAUGAAAGAGCUCGACCACCCCAACAUCGUGAAGAUGGUCGGAGUUGUGCGCGACAGCGAUACGCUCAUGGUCAUGGAGUUCCUCGAGUUGGGCUCCUUACCCGCGUAUCUCGAGCUCAACAAGAGGAGCCUCGGCGACCGUGAGCUGAUCAAAUUCAGCUGUGACAUCGCGAGCGCCAUGGAGUAUCUGGAGCGGGAGAAAAUCGUCCAUCGUGACCUGGCCGCUCGGAAUAUCCUCGUCGAGUCCGAGUCGAAGGUGAAGUUGAGCGAUUUCGGACUCGCUCAUCACCUGCACGACGGGGCGAGUCAUUCGGCCAAGUCACGGGAUCGCUGUCUCCCGAUCAAAUGGUACGCUCCGGAGACGAUUCUGUGGAACAUCUUCACGAUCAAGAGCGACGUGUGGAGUUUCGGUGUCACCCUGUGGGAGAUGUUCACGUUCGGAGAGGAUCCCGUGGUGGUGUACUCGGCCAAUGCCACGGAAAUAGGGAGGACGCUCAUGGACGGAGCUCGCUUACGUUGCCCGGAAGCAUGUCCUCCCGAUGUGUACCAAAUAAUGCAGAAAUGCUGGGCCUCUGAAGACGAGCUGAGGCCGAGUUUCUCUUCGCUUUUGGCCGCUUUCCAGGAUAUGGUCGAAAGGAAAAAGCGAGUCCUGGCAAGCAGCAGAGUGGCAGGCUGA
Galendromus occidentalis (western predatory mite) is the source of this 868-nucleotide messenger RNA. Its product is annotated as tyrosine-protein kinase SYK-like. NCBI's taxonomy places the organism in Eukaryota, Metazoa, Arthropoda, Arachnida, Mesostigmata, Phytoseiidae. Bases 194 to 868 code for a protein of 224 amino acids. The transcript is spliced from 2 exons. Gene Ontology annotation, biological process: multicellular organism development; protein phosphorylation; positive regulation of kinase activity. The record is from RefSeq and is a predicted model, not a curated record. Gene Ontology annotation, cellular component: signaling receptor complex; plasma membrane. Gene Ontology annotation, molecular function: transmembrane receptor protein tyrosine kinase activity; ATP binding.